Messenger RNA from Diceros bicornis minor, 4641 nucleotides. It is a transcript of the gene ZNF341, whose product is annotated as zinc finger protein 341. The record is from RefSeq and is a predicted model, not a curated record. The transcript has 15 exons. NCBI's taxonomy places the organism in Eukaryota, Metazoa, Chordata, Mammalia, Perissodactyla, Rhinocerotidae. Bases 47 to 2611 code for a protein of 854 amino acids.
GCUCGCGUGGCCCCGCUUCGGCUCCCGCGGCGGCGGCGGCUGCAAGAUGGCGCAGGCGAUCUUCGAGGCCCUGGAGGGAAUGGACAAUCAGACCGUCCUGGCUGUCCAGUCGUUGUUGGAUGGCCAAGGAGCGGUCCCUGAUCCAACAGGCCAGAGCGUCAACGCACCCCCUGCCAUCCAGCCACUGGAUGACGAGGACGUCUUUCUCUGCGGGAAGUGUAAGAAGCAGUUCAACUCACUGCCAGCGUUUAUGACCCACAAGCGGGAACAGUGCCAGGGGAAUGCCCCACCCCUGGCCACAGUCUCACUGGCCACCAACAGCAUCUACACGCCUUCGGCAGCACCCACAGCGGUCCAGCAGGCCCCACCUCCUGCCAAUCGCCAGAUCUCCACAUAUAUCACAGUGCCCCCAUCCCCGCUGAUCCAGACCCUGGUGCAGGGGAAUAUCUUGGUGAGCGAUGACGUGCUCAUGUCUGCCAUGUCAGCCUUCACGUCUCUGGACCAGCCCAUGCCCCAGGGCCCCCCACCAGUGCAGAGCAACCUGAACAUGCAUUCCGCGCCCAGCUACCUCACCCAGCCUCCACCACCUCCUCCACCGCCUCCACCACUGCCCCCACCCCCACCCCCCCAGCCUCAGCCACCCCCACCCCAGAGCCUGGGCCCCCCCGGGCGUCCCAACCCUGGUGGGAAUGGCGUGGUGGAGGUGUACAGUGCCACGGCACCCCUGGCUGGGAGUGGGACGGUGGAGAUCCAGGCGCUGGGAAUGCAGCCCUACCCACCCCUGGAGGUGCCGAACCAGUGUGUGGAGGCUCCAGUGUACCCCACGCCCCCGGUGUACAGCCCCGGAAAACAGGGAUUCAAACCGAAAGGACCAAACCCUGCUGCCCCCAUGACCAGCGCCACCGGGGGCACAGUGGCCACCUUUGACUCCCCGCCAGCACUGAAGACCCGACGGGUCAAAGGUGCCAGUGGACUCCCAGAAGCUGCGGGGAAGCCAAAGGCUCAGAAACUCAAGUGCUCGUACUGUGACAAGUCUUUCACCAAAAACUUUGACCUGCAGCAGCACAUUCGAAGCCACACUGGUGAGAAGCCCUUCCAGUGCAUUGCAUGUGGCCGUGCCUUUGCCCAGAAGUCUAACGUCAAGAAACACAUGCAGACUCACAAGGUGUGGCCUCCGGGGCGCAGUGGUGGCACCGUCUCUCGCAACUCUGUGACUGUACAGGUCAUGGCCCUGAACCCCAGCAGGCAGGAGGACGAGGAGAGCACAGAGUUGGGCCCGCCCCUACCAAGCGCCCCGCAGCCCCAGGCCUUGCCCACAGCGGGCGAGGAUGAGGGGGACAAGCUGGAGGCCAAGCAGGUGGUCCUCAUCGAUAGCUCCUACCUGUGCCAGUUCUGCCCCAGCAAGUUCAGCACCUACUUCCAGCUCAAGUCCCACAUGACCCAGCAUAAGGACGAGCAGGUGUACAAGUGUGUGGUCAAAAGCUGUGCCCAGACGUUCCCGAAGCUCGACGCGUUUCUGGAGCACAUCAAGAGCCACCAGGAGGAGCUGAGCUACCGCUGCCACCUCUGCGGCAAGGAUUUCCCGUCGCUGUACGACCUGGGCGUGCACCAGUACUCCCACAGCCUCCUGCCGCAGCACAGCCCCAAGAAGGGCAGCGCCGUCUACAAGUGUGUCAAAUGCGUCAACAAAUACUCCACCCCUGAGGCCCUGGAGCACCAUCUGCAGACCGCCACUCACAACUUCCCCUGCCCGCACUGCCAAAAGGUGUUUCCUUGCGAGCGCUACCUGCGGCGUCACUUGCCCACCCAUGGCAGUGGGGGCAGGUUCAAGUGCCAGGUGUGCAAGAAGCUCUUCCGGCGGGAGCACUACCUCAAGCUGCACGCUCACAUCCACUCAGGUGAGAAGCCCUACAAAUGCUCGGUGUGCGAGUCCGCGUUCAACCGCAAGGACAAACUGAAGAGACACAUGUUGAUCCAUGAGCCGUUCAAGAAGUACAAAUGCCCCUUCUCGACACACACAGGCUGCAGCAAAGAGUUCAACCGGCCAGACAAGCUGAAGGCUCACAUCCUCUCCCACUCAGGCAUGAAGCUCCACAAAUGCGCCCUGUGCAGCAAGUCCUUCAGCCGCCGCGCCCACCUCGCCGAGCACCAGCGCGCCCACACGGGCAACUACAAGUUCCGCUGUGCUGGCUGUGCCAAGGGCUUUUCCCGCCAUAAAUACCUCAAGGAUCACCGCUGCCGCCUCAGCCCCCAAAGGGACAAGGACCUGCAAGCCCGGCGGCCCCCCCGGAGGAGGGCAGCCCCCCGCAGUGGCAGCAGUGGCGGGUGCAAGGUGGUGACCCCCCUGCCCGACCCGCUGGGGCUGGAGGAGCUGAAGGACACAGGGGCUGGGCCAGUGCCCGAGGCUGCCCCAGGCAAGCCGCCCUUCUCGGAGCCAGACGCUGUGCUGUCCAUCGUAGUGGGUGGCACAGUGGGUGGCGAACCUGAGCUGGUAGUGCCCGGGCAUGCCGAGGGCCUGGGCUCCAACCUGGCGCUGGCAGAGCUGCAGGCAGGGACCGAGGGCCCGUGUGCCAUGCUCGCUGUGCCCGUCUACAUCCAGGCCUCGGAGUGAUGGUCCCGUGGCGUUUGCUCCCACAGCCCGGCCUGAUGCUCACCUUGGGGUCUGGGGCCUCUGGGGCAGACUAGAGAUCCUUCCCAAUGGAAGAGAGCCAUCAGCUGAAGUCUUUUUGGAACGCCGUUUAUAAACCCUGGCCGUGGCUGCCUCGCUGUGUCCCCUAUCCUGCUGCAGAGCCCUGCAGCAUUCUGAGAUCUGAGGCAGGGGUGAUGGCAAGAGAGAUGGCUGAGCCUGAGCUGCCCAAGGUCUGACUGAUCUAGGCUGGUGGUCGGGUCACCUAAGAGAGAAGCCAGGGUGGUCCCGCCCACCUCAGGAUGGCCUCAAGUCAAGCUGCUCUUCGGAAGAUCUGACGUGGUUGGAGCCCUUCUCUGCUGGACCUUUUCACGUACGGUUCCUCGCAGCAUCCCCAGAUGACUCUAUGGUGUAGGCAUUUAGGAGGCACUCAAGUGUUGUGGUUAGAAUGCAGCUAUCAGCCAGCUCUGGCUUCAAAUCCAAGUGCUGCCACUCACUUGCUGUGUGACCUUGGGUAAGUCACUUCACUUCUCUGAGCCCUGUGUUCCUCAUCUGUACAAUGGGGCUUACGACAGUACUACCUCACAGGGCUGUUAUGGGGAUCCAGUAUGAUGAAGUAUGCAAAGGACUUGGCAUAGUACCCAGCACUUGGAAAGUGCUCAUAAAUGUUUUUAUCAAAAUGUGUGUCCACGUGGCUCAGGCCUCAGCUUUGGCAGUUUCUUUCUUAGUCCCUAGGUGGCAGCACUUCCCCCUCCAAAGUGUGGGGGCUGAGCAGUCCUGUGGCUCCUCCUGCAUGCCUGUGCUGGCCAACGUUUCCCGUGGAGAGGUCAUAAAGGAAGGAGCAGGUUUGGUGCUCCCAGACAGUUGUUUCAGAACAUGGCCCGUGGAAACCCCCAGGGGGAGGCGUUUAACUCGCUUUUGAAAAUGCGGGAUCCUGGGCCUUGCCCCAGACUGUUUGGAAUCAGAAACUCUGACCAGAGCCAGAGGUCCAUCUGAGCAGGCCUCUGGAGGCUGUAGAUGCCCCCACCUCCUCCCCAGCUAGUCCAGUGAGGAAGCAAACCAGGCUCAUCAGGGGGCAGGGAGGGAGCAAAGGAGCCUUGACCACUGUUUCCUCGUGUACCUUCACAACCACCCUGCUGGACCACAUUGCCUCCGUUACAGGAGGAGAAACUGAGGCUCGAGAGGGGACAGGGCAGGACACAGCAGAGCUGUCUCAGUUUGGUGACCGAGUUUCCUUGAAGGCUGGCACGUCCCUCAGACAUCUGUGCUGGGGCUCAGGGCUGGAGCUCAGAGCAAGCCAGACGCCCCCACAUCCUCAGGAAGGGACAGAUGCAGUGGGAGGGACAAACGAGGCCAGAGUACACGGCUGAGGGCGUGAGGGCUGUAAAUGUACCCGGCCCUCAAAAAGCCCAGAAGAGGGACUAGUGGGGACAGCAAACGUUGGAGGAGGUGGCGUUUGAGCUGGGCCUUGACACAAAGUGUUUCGAUGGAUGGAUAGAUACAGGAAGGCAUGCCAGGUAGAGCAAGGCACAAGCGAGGAUCUGGAGGUAUGACACUGCGAGGCCUGUCGCGUUCCAAGGCCCAUGAAUGGUCCAGGGUGACCAGAGAUCUGGGGAGAGGGGAUAGAUCAUGAUAAUCGCUGACAUGCUUCAAGCUUCCAUGUGAUGGACACUGUGCUAAAGCCUUUUCUGUCACAUCUCCUCAGCCCCAUCAGGUGAGAAUUGUUACAUUCCUUAUUUUACAGAUGAGGAAACUGAGGCACAGAGAGGCAGAGUCCCUUGCCUAGGCUCACACAGCUACUAGGUCAGUGAGCUGGGCUUCAAGCUGGGCGGCCUGCCUCCAUGUGCUCUUAGCCACUUGCUCUGUUGAGAUAUGGGUUGGUGUCGAGUCAGAGAGAGCCUUGGAUGUUGGGUUAAGGAAUUGGGCUUUAUUCUCUACAUGAUGGAGGAGUCAUGGGAGGCAUUAAACAUUUUUUUAAGUUGUAACAAUGACAUUAAAGGAUAUAUUAAAAAACA